AUGAAAAAAUUAUGCCAUGAAAAAAGUGAUUAUUUUUCUCAAAAUUUUCAAUUUGUUAGUCUUUGUCCUUAUAUCCUUAUUUUGGGCAGAUCUUUUAACGGAAAGUAUAAAUCAGAUAACGUAUUAACCUUGAGGCAUAGUCGAUUAUUGGCGAAAAAUGAGAUCAAAAAUGAGGUAUCUAUUAAUGAGUUAAAUCAAAACAAAACAAUAUGUGGAAAUAAUGAAAAACUGGAAAAUGAAGGAAAAGAUAUAUAUACAGACAAAGGAGUGGGUUUAUAUAAUAAUGAACAAAAAAAAGAGACAAAUUUUAAAGAAAUUAAAAGAAGCAUUUUUCUCUUUUUGGAAGACAAUAAAUUAUAUAUGAAAGAUAAAUGCAGAAAGUGUAAAUUAUGCAAAAAUGUAGAAAAUACUUGCAAAAUAAACGUUUCUAAAAUAUAUAGUAACAUAAAUAAACAUCUGGGACAUACAAAUCUUGAUCAACUCAUAUCGACAAAUUUGACUUUUAAAAAAAAAUGUCUAAGAUAUGCAAUAUAUAUCUUACCUUUUAUAUUCUCAUGCAUCCUUGGAAUUUUAACAAAAUCCACAUGUCCACCUUGUUUAUUGAUAAUACUAAUGUGUAUACCAAUACUAUUAAUUUUUUUUCUUUUUUUUGGCACACUUUGUGAUAUAACAAGCGUAAAAAAUGUUUUGGAAAAACGACAUAUUUUUUAUGAAGAAAAUGCAAUGUCUUUAAACAUUUUAAAAAAUGAAAAAAAAAAAAUUUUAAUCCUAAAAGGUAACUGA
Molecule: messenger RNA, 783 nt
Organism: Plasmodium gonderi
Lineage: Eukaryota; Apicomplexa; Aconoidasida; Haemosporida; Plasmodiidae
Product: variable surface protein
Exons: 3
Coding region: 1-783 (260 amino acids)
Source: RefSeq, a predicted model, not a curated record